AUGGACGCGAUCUGUGUUUGUUUGUUUGUUUGUUUUUCCUUUAGAUGGCUGAGGGGGAAAUGUUCUGUGUGUGUGUGUGUGUGUGUGUCACUAAUAUGA
Molecule: messenger RNA, 99 nt
Organism: Trypanosoma brucei brucei TREU927
Lineage: Eukaryota; Euglenozoa; Kinetoplastea; Trypanosomatida; Trypanosomatidae
Exons: 1
Coding region: 1-99 (32 amino acids)
Source: RefSeq, a predicted model, not a curated record